Molecule: messenger RNA, 2653 nt
Organism: Gastrolobium bilobum
Lineage: Eukaryota; Viridiplantae; Streptophyta; Magnoliopsida; Fabales; Fabaceae
Product: two-pore potassium channel 1-like
Exons: 2
Coding region: 1394-2446 (350 amino acids)
Biological process (GO): stabilization of membrane potential; potassium ion transmembrane transport
Cellular component (GO): plant-type vacuole membrane
Molecular function (GO): potassium ion leak channel activity
Source: RefSeq, a predicted model, not a curated record
AUUAGGGGUUUUAGAUAAUUUGUUCAUUGCUUGAAGCCAAUAUGAAUAGAGUAACCCCUGAUUUUUUUUAUUUUUUAUUUAUAUACCGAAUCUAAUUAUCUAUUUGAGACUAAUCGGUUCCUUCCUUGGGUAUUUAAUUCUUUGAACUGACUACUUGACUAAUUCCAAGUCGGGGUUUAGUCACACUUGUGUGUUGUCAACUUAACUACACCGAUUAAUAAGGGAUGCAGUUAACCUAAUCUCAAUUCUAACAAAAAUAAUAAUAAUGAUUUGCAAACAUAUUUUUUUUUCCAAUUUUUUAAUUUAAAUAAAAUUAAUGAAAGUUCUAUCAAUAUUUUAUUUUAAAUAAAUUUUCGGGGGCUACAAUACUAUUAUUUGUUGUCACAAUUGUGAAAUGAGAGUAUUGAAUAAGUGUUCCAAAAAAAUGAAAAACUAUUGAACGCUGCCUAGAUAGUGGCACUUGGCAUGUGAAUGGAUCGGAAGGUUAAAACAGAAACUAGGCGUUUUAAGGUGUUAAAAUGUCCAUUUGGAAGCAUCCGAGACAUUAUUGGCUGUUUUUCAUGAAUCCUCUGAACUUCCUCAAACAGAAAAAGAGAAUUGUUCUUUCUGGUUAAUUUAACGGAAUUUGAAGAAUUGUGAUCAUCAAUUUCCUAUCUGAACAAGUUGACCUUCUAGAAACAACCUUCUCAGGUAGCUAAAAAUCUAUUUUGUUCUUGUUUUGUACCAAUUGGUUGUUACAGUAUUUCUUUGUGUGUAUUUUAAAACUGAAAUGAUACUGUCCCCACAGUUUAUACUGGCCAAGAAACAUUACCAGGUAUAGUACGUCUUAAGAACAAUUACCUUUGUGUUUUCUCAUUCAGUCGAAAUUAAUGUAUUGGUUAGCCUCUCUUCAGACUUUAGAUUGAUUUAUAUAGUAUAGCCUAUAGUUUAUAGGCAGAGGAACAACAUUCCAGCCCUUAAUUUUCUUUAGAUUAGUCUGUCAAUACAUUAGCUUCUAUGAUGAACUAAAGGCGAAUUUGAUCUACUAAUUAUAGCACAAGAGAAUUGAGCAUUUCAUAGUAUUUCCUUAUGUUCUAUGGAGUAACUUUCGCUAACAAUUAGAAAAAUCACAGAACUAUCUCAAAUAGCAAAUUAUUAGGUCAUUGGAGAGGAAGGAAACCGGUUUAGGCAAUCAAUUUACUAUUGACCAUUUAAAAUUUGAAUAAACACUUAACCAAGAAUAUAGAAAGAUAACUUCUAGCAGGAAAUUUUUUUAUCCAUAAUGUUGUUAUUGUAAGUGACUCUACUACUAGUAGUUUCAUAAAUCAGGAACAUGGUAGGAGCAAAUUAAGUCCCUUGGAACUUCAAACUUUCAGGUGGCCUGCUAAUAUAUGAAGCUUUUUUUAGUAAGUUGAUGGGUAGUGAUGAGGCACAAGAGUCAUUGCUUUCAGAGCCAAGAGAUCAUUCUCAUCUCAACGAUAAGAGUGACCUCCAGAGAAGAAGACCCCGGCGUGGCAGUGCUUCAGGGACAGAGAUCAAUAUCCAAGAACAAAAUGUUGUCCAAAACCCUUUACACCUUCAAUAUAUAGCUACAAAACCACAAGCAGAAUUCCAUUUCAAGCCUGUGUUAUUGUGGUUAGCUGCCUACCUAGGUGGAGGUACCCUAUGUUUCUUUCUCACAAGUUAUCAAAUCGAGGGUAUAAAAACCAAUGGGUUUCUUGAUGCCAUUUACUUCUGUGUUGUGACUAUGACUACUGUUGGAUAUGGAGAUCUUGUACCCAAUAGUUCAGUGGCAAAACUUUUUGCCUGCAUUUAUGUAUUCACUGGCAUGGCUCUUGGUGGGUUAAUUCUUAGCAAGGCAGCAGAUUACAUUGUUGAAAAGCAGGAAAUCUUGCUUGUUAGAGCUAUUUACAAAGGUGGAAAAGUUGGUUUAGAAGAGCUUUCCAAAGAGAUUGAAUCUAACAAAGCCAAAUACAAAUUCAUGCUGGCAGCAUCCACCUUUUUAUUGCUUAUGGUAGUAGGAACUAUUUUUCUGUAUUUUAUUGAAAAUCUAGAUUUUGUGGAUGCCCUCUAUUGUGUUUGUUCCACAGUCACUACUUUGGGUUAUGGGGAUAAGAGCUUCUCCACUACUGUUGGUCGUACUUUUGCUGUGUUCUGGAUACUGAGCAGCACCAUUUGCUUAGCUCAGUCUUUUGCCUAUCUUGCUGAACUAUAUACUGAAGAGAGACAAAAAUCACUGGCAAAAAUGGUUCUUGCACGAAAAUUGUCACUCCUUGAUCUUGAGGCAGCAGAUCUUGAUGGAGACAAAGCUGUUAGUGCUGCAGAGUUCGUUGUAUACAAGUUGAAGGAAAUGGGAAAGAUCAGCCAAGAAGAUAUUUCAGUUGUGAUGGAGAUUUUUAGAAAACUAGAUUGUGAUAAAUCAGGAGCUCUGACAGAAGCUGAUCUUAGAUAUUUUGAAUCAUCUUAACCCUAUACUUGUCUACUAAGUCAUGAAUUUUAGUUUACAUUUUAUACAGUAGAACAUCUAAUUCAUAUCCUUCUCAUUUCAUGAGAAACUAUAGUGGCGCACAUUUCCCCCCGCAAGGGUAGCCAAAAUUGGUACUAAGAUCCGAUGAAGUUGAGACGGUGCUUAGCGAAAGAGCAUAACGUUUCAAACUUUUAAUACAUUCUUUUA